AUGACUCAGCAGCCACUUCGAGGAGUGACCAGUCUUCAUUUCAACCAAGACCAGAGCUGUUUUUGCUGUGCCAUGGAGACUGGUGUGCGCAUCUACAAUGUUGAACCAUUAAUGGAGAAGGGACAUCUGGACCAUGAGCAGGUGGGCAGCAUGGGCCUGGUGGAGAUGCUGCACCGCUCCAACCUCCUGGCCCUGGUGGGUGGUGGUAGCAGUCCCAAGUUCUCAGAGAUCUCAGUGCUGAUCUGGGAUGAUGCGCGGGAAGGCAAGGACUCCAAGGAUAAGCUGGUGCUGGAGUUCACCUUCACCAAACCAGUGUUGGCCGUGCGUAUGCGUCAUGACAAGAUUGUGAUUGUGUUGAGGAACCGCAUCUACGUGUACUCCUUCCCUGACAGUCCUCGAAAGCUGUUUGAGUUUGACACCCGGGACAACCCCAAGGGGCUCUGUGACCUCUGCCCCAGCCUGGAGAAACAACUAGUAGUGUUCCCUGGACACAAGUGUGGCAGUCUGCAGCUUGUGGACCUGGCAAGCACAAAGCCUGGCACUUCAUCUGCUCCGUUUACCAUCAAUGCACAUCAAAGUGAUGUGGCCUGUGUGUCCCUGAACCAGCCAGGCACUGUAGUGGCCUCGGCCUCCCAGAAGGGCACGCUUAUUCGCCUUUUUGACACACAGUCCAAGGAAAAACUGGUGGAACUGCGUCGAGGCACUGACCCUGCCACCCUUUACUGCAUUAACUUCAGCCAUGACUCCUCCUUCCUCUGCGCCUCCAGUGAUAAGGGCACUGUCCAUAUCUUUGCUCUCAAGGACACCCGCCUCAACCGCCGCUCAGCGCUGGCUCGUGUGGGCAAGGUGGGGCCUAUGAUUGGACAGUAUGUGGACUCUCAAUGGAGCCUUGCAAGCUUCACCGUGCCCGCUGAGUCUGCUUGCAUCUGUGCCUUCGGUCGUAAUACUUCUAAGAAUGUCAACUCUGUCAUUGCCAUCUGUGUAGAUGGAACCUUCCACAAGUAUGUCUUCACUCCUGAUGGAAACUGCAACAGGGAAGCUUUCGACGUGUACCUUGACAUCUGUGAUGAUGAUGAUUUUUGA
Molecule: messenger RNA, 1083 nt
Organism: Orycteropus afer afer
Lineage: Eukaryota; Metazoa; Chordata; Mammalia; Tubulidentata; Orycteropodidae
Gene: WDR45
Product: WD repeat domain 45
Biological process (GO): protein localization to phagophore assembly site; autophagy of mitochondrion; nucleophagy
Cellular component (GO): cytosol; phagophore assembly site membrane; extrinsic component of membrane
Molecular function (GO): phosphatidylinositol-3,5-bisphosphate binding; phosphatidylinositol-3-phosphate binding; protein binding
Source: RefSeq, a predicted model, not a curated record